Molecule: messenger RNA, 798 nt
Organism: Chlorocebus sabaeus (green monkey)
Lineage: Eukaryota; Metazoa; Chordata; Mammalia; Primates; Cercopithecidae
Gene: GNG13
Product: G protein subunit gamma 13
Biological process (GO): sensory perception of taste; phospholipase C-activating G protein-coupled receptor signaling pathway
Cellular component (GO): heterotrimeric G-protein complex
Molecular function (GO): G-protein beta-subunit binding
Source: RefSeq, a predicted model, not a curated record
CAGCUCAGGCCUGCUGGGAGGGAGCAGUGGGGAUGGGGACUCUAGGCUGGCAGCCUCGGCCCUGUGGCUUCCUCCUGUGCCCUCCAGCCCCAGGCUGGCUGCUUCGGAAGCCCCCGACGCCAUGGAGGAGUGGGAUGUGCCGCAGAUGAAGAAAGAGGUGGAGAGCCUCAAGUACCAGCUGGCCUUCCAGCGGGAGAUGGCAUCCAAGACCAUCCCCGAGCUGCUGAAGUGGAUCGAGGAUGGGAUCCCCAAAGACCCCUUCCUGAACCCCGACCUGAUGAAGAACAACCCAUGGGUAGAAAAGGGCAAAUGUACCAUCCUGUGAGCCCCGCACCCGGCCCCACUCAUGCCAUCCUGUGAGCCCACGCCCGGCCCCACUCCCACCGUCCUGUGAGACCACGCCUGGCCCCACACCCACCAUCCUGUGAGACCACGCCCGGCCCCACUCCCACCGUCCUGUGUGAGACCACGCCCGGCCCCACUCCCACCGUCCCCAGGAUUCACGCCCGGCCCCCACCCCACCAUCCUGUGAGACCACGCCGGCCCCACCCCACCGGCCCUGUGAGCCCACGCCGGCCCCACUCCCACCGUCCUGUGAGCCACGCCCACCCCCACUCCCACCAUCCUGUGAGACCACGCCCGGCCCCACUCCCACCAUCCUGUGAGCCCCUCUCCUGGCCCCACUCGCACCAUCCUGUGAGCCCCCCUGGCCCCACUCGCACCAUCCUGUGAGCCCCACUCCACUCGCGCGUGACUGCAGUCUGUAAAGGCGUGACUUUAUAAAGGCGUCUUCAGGUU